GGACCAGUGGAACUCAUAUGCGCCCUAUACACAACACGCACUUCUGUACUGGCUUGCUGCUUUAGAAUAUUUCGUUUUCGUUUAAGAGGAUUUUUAGCUCGAUCAAUGACUUCUGAAUCAGAACCACCACAGAAAAAGAUGUGUUUGAACGGGGAAAAAGUUAAAAUCGGAACACAUAACGGCACUUUUCACUGCGAUGAAGUGUUGGCGUGUUAUCUGUUGAAAUUACUGCCAAAGUAUAAGGACGCUGAGAUAGUUCGAACAAGAGACACAGAAAUCCUAAAUAAUUGUGAUAUAGUUGUUGAUGUUGGUGGUGUGUAUGAUCACGAUAAAAACAGAUACGACCAUCAUCAAAGAUCAUUCUCUGGCACCAUGAACUCCAUACGACCAGAUAAACCAUGGAAAACUAAACUAAGCAGCGCUGGGCUUGUGUAUUGUCAUUACGGGGAAGAAAUAUUGAAGUUAUUGCUUGGAGAGGAGGGGAGUGAUGAAAAGAUUGUUUCUGUUAUUUAUGAUAAAGUUUAUGAGAAAUUUGUCCAUGAAAUUGAUGCGAUUGAUAAUGGUGUGGAUCAGUUUGAUGGGGAAGCACGAUACCAUAUUUCAACCAAUAUUAGUAGCAGAGUUGGCCACCUUAAUCCAUCGUGGAAUGAAAAAAGAAAAAAUGAAAAUAAAUCGUUUGAAGUUGCCAUGGCAAUGGUUGGUAAGGAAUUUGAGGAUCGUAUCCAUGGUUACGUGACGUCAUGGUUACCAGCGAGAGAUAUCGUGGUGAAAGCAAUCAAACAGCGCCAUCAGAUAUCAGACCAAGGUCAAAUCCUUUUGUUGGAUCAAUACUGUCCGUGGAAGGAACAUUUAUUUACAUUGGAAGAUGAAGAGUUCGUCCCCAAUGGUGAAAUCAAAUAUGUUCUCUAUGAGGAUAAUGCUCAAAAAUGGAGGAUACAAUGCGUCCCUGCUGGCCGAAAUACUUUCGAAAAUCGUUUAUCAAUCCUUGCUGAAUGGAGGGGAUUGCGGGACGAAGAGUUAUCGAAACUUAGUGGGAUCCCUGGAUGUGUGUUUGUACAUGCAAGUGGAUUUAUAGGCGGCAAUGCAACAAGAGAUGGGGUUCUUCAGAUGGCAAUGAAGUGUUUGGAAGGAAACAUGGAGAAGUGAACGUUUUAAACAACUUUAUACACAAUGCUGCUCUUGAUGUAGUUUGCGUUAAUUUUCGUAGAAAAAUAAAUUCAAUGCUGACAAUGCAUUAACUAGU
Molecule: messenger RNA, 1243 nt
Organism: Ciona intestinalis (vase tunicate)
Lineage: Eukaryota; Metazoa; Chordata; Ascidiacea; Phlebobranchia; Cionidae
Source: RefSeq, a predicted model, not a curated record